UUCGAUGCGGGAGAUAAGAGAAAAACCGGGCGAAGGAAGAAACUCCUUGCUGGAAAGCCUCUCCUGUUAAUGUUGACUUGUACAUAGUUUGUAGAUGCUAGUUUGCCUCCGGUCAGUGUGAUAGUCACAUUAUCUCCCAUUCUUCCCAACAGUCGCCGUUGAACUUUUUUCUUUUCACGGAGAGACGCCAAUCAACCUCACUGAACCGAGACGCGUACAAAAAUGCAUGCUCAGUUCUUUCAGGACAUUGAUUUGUGAUAGACGGUUACUGGAUGUGUUCCAAGAAUCGCUAUCACAUCCAUUUGGUCAUUAACAAGGGAAGUUGUUUUUAAGAUAAAGCGGUUCACUUGUUAAUCACCUUUGGCGCUUGUGAACUGAGUGUUCCUGGAAGAAAAAUCUUGUGAGCAUGGCAACAGAAACGCUUUACCCACCCGGUGUGUUAGAACCGGGAGAAAUACCCCCAGAGCUCCUGAAUGGUUUGAUGGGAAACGGAAAUGGUGCAGAACAUGUGGACGACGAACCAGUUGUUGAUAUCACAAUUAACAAUGUCGUGUGCAGCUUCAACACAAGGUGCCACUUGAACCUGAAGAGAAUAGCUCUAGAAGGAUGCCAUGUUGAAUACAAACAGGAGCAAGGCAUGUUGAAUAUGAAGUUGAGACGUCCAUAUACCACAGCUAGUAUUUGGUCCUCAGGGAAGAUCACAUGCACGGGAGCAACCAGUGAAGAUGACUCACAUCGAGCAGGGAGAAGGAUUGCUCGGCGCCUUCAGAGGCUUGGCUUCAACGUACGCUUCACCAACUUUAGAGUAGUCAAUGUACUGGGAACUUGCAGCCUACCAUUUGGAAUCAAAAUUACAAACUUUUCUAAGGCUCACAGAGAAGAAGCAAGUUACGAGCCAGAGUUGCAUCCAGGAGUGACUUACAGGAUAAAGGAUCCUAAAGCCACACUCAAAAUCUUCUCCACAGGCAGUAUUACAGUAACAGCUCCAUCAGUAGCAAACGUCCAAUCAGCCAUUGAGCACAUCUACCCUCUCGUGGUGGAGCACAAGGCGGAGGAAACAGAGAUUGACCGGGUCACCCUGCUCCGUGAGAAGCGAUUCCUGGAAGGGAGCAACGCCAUCGUGAGUGCUCGCAACAAGGGUCAGAGGUGCUUCACGACAGUCGAGUCAGAAGAAGACGAAGCCCUUGACACCAGUGAUGACAGUUUUGACAGUGAAGAGAGUCAGGAUUAACCUUGUUGCUGUAUUCGUGGGUGGGUGGGUUUAUUCGGUACAGCUUCCUUCACAGGAGCAAGAACACUGCUGCAGUCGACUCAUGUUUCAUAUUCUGUGAGCAGCUGUUUAGAGUGGGUGCUAUUGACACAGUAUGCUAAUCCCAAAUAAGGGCACUAGCCGCAAGACAGACUGUUCCGUGGUAUCUCAGACAAGGAGGCGUAUGUUUUUUUCAGGUAAUUGACAGUAACAUGUGGAUGUUACUUCAGACUUGUUGCCAUGGUAACUGAACAACGACAUAUCUUUACUGAUGUCUGUGCGGAGUAUUAAGGACUCUUAUUGUUGUCUAGUAAAGUGCUUGUGAUGGGCUGCUUUGUGCUGGUAUUUCAUCAUGUUUCAUACUGUGGGCAUCUUCCCGAGGCAAGGGCGUUAACUGUCCUUAAAUGUCGGUCUGUCGAGUUUCUGCGCUUGAUAGUGGUGCCACCAGUGGCUAUUACAAGUUAUGUCCCUUCUAUGUCUCUCCUACUGACAAAUCAGAUUCCACCUCUCAUAUCACUUGCAUUUGGUCUUAACAAAAUGGCUGCGCCGUCAAGAAGACCUGAUCGAAAAUCAAGAUCUUUAUUGUAAUUAAAAAGAUCUUCAUCAAAUCACGUGAGCACCUUGGUUAAAAAAAUCGAUUGGCAAAUACCUGUUGACACUGAGCUGGCAGUUCACAUGCUUUGCAAAUCCUGCAAUCAACCGAAAUCUGCACAGCAGUUGAUGAACCAGAUGUCAUUUUUGUUACGCGAUUUUGAUUGGACUAUGCAUAGACUUGUUAGUCCAGCAGGAAGAUAACUCCAUAAUUCCAGUCCAAUUCGGCAAGGGUGAAAACUGGACUUUCAAAGUUAACUCCCUUGCCUCGGUAAGGUGACCUGUGGGUGAUUGGACCAAUCUCAUUUAAAUCAGAUCUUAGUUCUCGUCAUCGCUAAAGAAAGAUCUGAGGACAUCCCAUUAAGGGUCACGUCAGAACGACCUUUCAUCCAACCAAACAGAGCGUC
Molecule: messenger RNA, 2247 nt
Organism: Haliotis rufescens (red abalone)
Lineage: Eukaryota; Metazoa; Mollusca; Gastropoda; Lepetellida; Haliotidae
Product: TATA box-binding protein-like 1
Exons: 5
Coding region: 407-1231 (274 amino acids)
Biological process (GO): DNA-templated transcription initiation
Molecular function (GO): general transcription initiation factor activity; DNA binding
Source: RefSeq, a predicted model, not a curated record